Molecule: messenger RNA, 2270 nt
Organism: Osmerus eperlanus (European smelt)
Lineage: Eukaryota; Metazoa; Chordata; Actinopteri; Osmeriformes; Osmeridae
Gene: lrrtm4l1
Product: leucine rich repeat transmembrane neuronal 4 like 1
Exons: 3
Coding region: 471-2186 (571 amino acids)
Cellular component (GO): extracellular matrix
Molecular function (GO): protein binding
Source: RefSeq, a predicted model, not a curated record
CUCACCGCUCGUAACUGCACACAUGCUACGCACAAUGCCAGCCAGAGAUAAGUAGGGUCCUUGUGCUGUGAAUCCUUCAAAAACAGCAGGUAUAAUGUCCGUCGCAGUGUCUAGUGACUUGUUUUAUAACUUUUGAUCUUGAAUGUAUUCGGUUUUGGUUGUUAAUAGUUGCCUCACGUAGGCUAUCCAGGGAAGAUGAGUUUAGAGCGUUGGGUGAUUCUUUCAAGACGUGUUACUCGCUAUUUAGACUAGCUUAGCCUCCAUAUAGAAAACGUGUCUUUAAAGUCAUGGAUGUAAAUCUAAAUGUUUUAUUAUGACGACGCCAGGUGAGCCAGUCGCCUUAGUCUAGUGAGACCGAGCGCGCAUCGUCCGCAGACAGUGCAAAGCACUGUUGUCGAGCGGUGCUGCGCAUCGUGAUUUUAAUCGAGGAUUAAGCUGCCCAACACCGAGGAAGGACGAGGUACACCGACAUGGGUUCUGUUCUUUUUGACGGACGGCCGCCGCACCUCCUCCUCCCCCUCCUCCUCCUCCUGCCGGCCCUGCUCCUGCUCUGCUCUGCCGAGCGCACCUGCCCCAACAGCUGCCGCUGCGAGGGGAAGAUCGUCCACUGUGAGUCGGCCGGCUUCCAGGACGUCCCCGAGAACAUCUCGGUGGGGUGCCAGGGCCUGUCCCUGCGCUACAAUGACCUGCACACCCUGCUGCCUUACCAGUUCGCCCACCUUAACCAACUCCUGUGGCUCUACCUGGACCACAACCAGAUCUCCGCCCUGGACAGCCGGGCGCUUCAGGGCGUCCGCCGGCUGAAGGAGUUGAUCCUGAGCUCCAACCGGAUCACGUCGCUCCACAACGCCACCUUCCACGGGGUGCCCAACCUGCGCAGCCUGGAUCUCAGCUACAACAAGCUGGAGGUUCUGCAGGCGGGGCAGUUCCACGGGCUCCGGAAGUUGCAGAACCUUCACCUGCGUUCCAACGGGCUCACCAACGUCCCCAUACGAGCCUUUCUUGAGUGCCGGAGUUUGGAGUUUCUGGACCUGGGCUACAACCGCAUCAAGGUGCUGACCAGGACCACCUUCCUGGGCCUGCAAAGGCUCAUGGAGCUGCAUCUCGAGCACAACCAGUUCUCCAGGAUCAACUUCUUUCUGUUUCCGCGCCUGGCCAACCUUCGGUCCCUCUACCUGCAGUGGAACCGCAUCCGAGCGGUGAACCAGGGCCUGCCCUGGACCUGGCACACCCUGCAGAAGCUCGACCUCUCUGGAAACGAGAUCCAGGCCCUGGAUCCGGCCGUGUUCCACUGCCUGCCCAACCUCCAGAUCCUCAACCUGGAGUCCAACAAGCUGGCCAACGUCUCCCAGGAGGCGGUGUCUGCCUGGAUCUCCCUGACCUCCAUCAGCCUGGCGGGCAACAUGUGGGACUGUGGGACUGGCAUCUGCCCCCUGGUGGCCUGGCUGAGGAACUUCAGAGGCACCAAAGACACCACCAUGAUCUGCAGCAGCCCUAAGUCCCUGCAGGGCGAGAAAAUCAUGGAGGCGACCAGGAACAGCGCCAUCUGUGACGAGAGUGAGUAUUUCCAAACGGAGACCCCCUCACCAACGCCAGAACUAAUUCCCGAGACCACCCCCGACCCCACCUUCGCUCCCACCAACCCGCCUCCGCCCCUCCCCCCACCAACCACCCUGUCGCCCCUUCCACCGCCCCGACCCCAGCCCCUCCCACGCCCCACCUUCCCCAGCCAAGGAGGGAUGGACCCCCGCGACGCCCCUCCCCGCGCCCCGCCCUCCCUCGACAGCCCGCCGCUCACCCUGUCCCCCGAACUGCAGCACAUGUCCUUCCACAAGGUGGUGGUGGGAAGCGUGGCGCUUUUCUUCUCCGCGUCGCUCGUCCUCACCGUCCUGUACGUGGCGUGGAGGCGUUACCCGGGCGCCGCUCGCCUGCUGCAGCAGCGCUCCAUGGUGGGGCGCAAACGCCGGAAAAAGAGCCCUGAGCCGGAGCAGAACUUGAGCUCCCAGCUACAGGAGUACUACAUGAGUUAUAAUCCGGCCGCCAACCCAGAGGUUCUGGAGGUGCUGGGCAACGGCUCUGGGGCGUGCACCUGCACCAUCUCAGGCUCCAGGGAAUGCGAGAAUGAAUACAUAUGCUCCCGUCCCCUGCCUGGAUCCUGGCCUGGAGAUGUUACAACCAUCCACUAGAGCACCAUCCCAGCGGGAUCCCCUCUGCUGGGGGUCCGGAGGGGCCCGGGUCUGCCCCCCCCAGCCUGGUCUCUCCUCCCGUUC